AGCACCGGCUCUGGGUCUGCUUCAGCAGCGAUGUCCCCGAUGUUCCAGGAGGAGCAGCACAGCUUCUCUGGGUCAGAAGACCCUUUUUAUCCUGUUUUGUGUCCCAUUGAUUGGUUUCUUUUUGUAUCCUUCAUGCAAAUCCAGUUUUAGACGCUUGAUUGGCCCAUUACAAUUCUGUCCAGGCCAGCUCAUUUUGCUUGGGGAGUGGUGCACUUCACUUAGGUGUAAUUUCUUAUAACUACCCUUUUAACCCCUUUUGCAAUAUAACAACCAAACUAACAGUACAUGCUUAACAAUUAUCAACUAUUUUACAACCGUUUCUAAGCUAUUUUUAACAUCUGGGGCUGGAGGAAUAAAGCUAGCGCUCUGUGAGAUCAGGGCCUGAGCGGUUUAAGGGGAAGGGAGAUGAUGUGGGGAUCCACUCAGGCCUGCUUGGGGGCCUAAAGCUGAUCCUGACCCAAGUGGGGUUGAGACUAAGGGAUAAUUCUCCUUUCUUCUAUCCCUGCAAGGAUGAAUGUUUGCUAAUUACAGAGAUCUUUUUAUGGAUUGAAGGCAGGACUGAAAAACUGACUUAGUUUCAUGCAAACCACGAGUAACCCAUGUCAGUGAAUACAUACACACAUAGAGAGAAUAUAAAUUAAAUAUUCCACAUUGGCAAAACCAUCUGACUUAGAUCCCGACUCUGACUUAGAUCCUGCCAAUGCCUGAAACACUUGCAGCAUUCACAAAUUCAUCAUAACCUGACCUUUCAAAAAAAGAGCAGUCCAGGGGUCUUCCUCCUGCCUGUGAUUAUGAAAUGUUUUUAAAUGUUUACUAUUUAAUGCAACAGAUUUAAGUAUUUAGGUGAGUUCUUCCUAGAGAAUGAAUUAGCUAUCAGAUAUUGAGUAUUUUGCAUGAAAAUUUAGAUUCCUAUGAUAGAAAGGGAUGUGAUGUUCUUGUUUAGAAGGAUUUAAACUAAAAUAAUUUGAUUUCCUGGAAAAGGCCAAGUUCUAAAAACCAACAGGUAUAACAGGAUAAACACAUCCCCACCUCAACCUGAUUCCAUGAAAUUUCACAUUUCUGAACUAUACAAAAUCCAAAAUAACUUCGGUAUCACUUCAGCUCUUGUGGAAAAUGAAGACCUCAUGUCUGUUAAAUCUCUGUGCUCCUGAGACAACACAAAACCCCACAGCAGUGGUGGGAGAAGGGAAAGAAGCACCCACAACGUGGAGCAAGGCCUGGGGGAGUAUCUGAAGUGGUUGCAAGCAGACUCUGGAAACAUGGGACACAUGCAUACCUAAAUUGUCAUUAAAAAUAUGGAGAACAACCUGGGGAGGAUUUGCAGUAUAGCAGGGUUUGGGGCAUUCUCAGCUGCCAUACUUCUGGGAAAAAGGGAUUGAGAACAGAUUCCCUGCUCAUGUCUUUUCAGCUGGGAUGGCUCUAGAGUCUUAAAAAUCUGCUUUCUGUUAGGAAAAAACUAUAAAAUGUUCAGCAAAAGGUGAAAAACACGUCUUUCAUUGGCAUAAAAUCAGGAGAUUUCCUUGCAGGAGGGCGUAAUGAAAAUUCCCUAGAAAGUAGAAUACAGAAAGAAUAACUGCCGCUGGCAGCAAACUCCAACUCUCAGCAAAUACAUGCGUUACAAAUCUAACAAAACAAACAAACAUCACUCAAAGCCUUGCAUGUGUGUACAAGCCAGGUUUAACAAUUUUUUUUAACUUUAGGAUUGGGUCUUAAAUUGUACAUAAUUGGUCAAGUCCUUUCUUACUUCUAUUUCCCACUUUAGUUCUUAAAAUUUGGUGUCUAUUGAACCCUGUUUUAGGGCUUUUUCUAAACCCAAGAAGGAGAAUUUUGUUAACAGUGCAAUAAAAAUAACUUCAUAGUGUUACAAGGAAACAUUAAAGACUUUUUUUUUGUGUGUGCUGCUCUUUCCCUUAAAAAAAAAUACAGACAUUGUUUCUUUAAAAGGCUCCAUCUGCAAAUCCCAUUAGAUGUGCAUAUAAGGUUUCAGAUGAUUAAUAGCUGCCUGCUUUGCUUUGGUUGGAGGGGCUGAGGGUAUGUGUGUUAACCCCUCCCUCCCCUCGCUCACAUUUCACUUCACAAACUUGUCACUGUCUCCCCAGCACAGUAUUUAAAAAGUGUUUCCCCCAUGCCCAGCCCUUCACAAGGAAGCAGCUCAUGGCAACCCCUGCCUAAAUCUGGUUGGCAAUGAAGACCUUUAAAACCAGAGUUUCUAAAGUAGCAAACCUGCAGCAGCAUCAAACUGCUGUUUAGGGAGGAGAUCUACUCUGUCAAAUUUGGAGGAGUUUCUGUCUGCUUCUCUUCUGCUUCUGGAGGCUGAGCUGUCAGCAGGCAGGAGCCCUGAGGCGUGGGCAGGACUGGAGGCAGAUGGAUCCCAGCAGCAGCAGCUGCAUGCGCAGCCCACAGCCUCCCUCCCUGCUCUGGGGCUGUGUGAGGAGCUCCCACAGCGACCUGAGCACAGCUCCAGGGCUCAGCCACUACCCAGCAGCACCGUUCUCCUUCCAGCAAAAAGCAGAUUUUGCUGCUUACUCCGAUUUCUCAGCCUCCUGCCUGGUGCCAGCUCCCCACGGCUUCCCGCAGGAGCAGCACCCCUCAUUCCAGCACCCCGAGUGGCACCUGGCAGCACCUGAGGCCACAAGAGGAGCAAACCCAGGGCUGGCCUUGGCUUCUGGAGAGUCUGAGGGCAGCAGCACCAGCCUAGUGAGUGUGGCUGUGGAUGAAGAGGAUGAGGCACCAGCAAAUCCUACAAGUGACUCUGAGAAAAAGCCAUCCAGAAGGAAAAAGGAAAGCUCAGAGAAGCAGAGCUCCAGCAACAAGGCGGAAAGCAGCAGCAAGUCACGGAAGGAAAGGACAGCUUUCACCAAGGAGCAGCUGAGGGAGCUGGAAGCUGAAUUUGCCCACCACAACUACCUGACAAGGCUGAGGAGAUACGAGAUAGCUGUGAACCUGGAUCUCACCGAAAGACAAGUCAAAGUAUGGUUUCAAAACAGAAGAAUGAAGUGGAAACGUGUUAAAGGUGGGCAAGCAGUGCCCCCACACGAACAUGACACAGAGGAUGUGGACUCUGCUGCCUCCCCCAGCUCUGAGUAGUCCCUGCAGCGAUGGGAGAGGAGUUUGGAGAAAGUCAUUGACUGGAAUGUGGGUGCAACUGCUUAGAAUCAGCUCCACAAAGAGACCAUAGUCUUUAAAAGGUGAUGAUGCUUGAGGUUACGGAGACAAUUAAAGAGCACAGGGGGGAAAAAGCCAAAGGACAGCAUGGUUUUGAUUUUUGUCUCUCAAACUGUCUUACUACCACAGAUGUGUCUACAGAAAAAAACAACAACAAACACUGAAUAUAAAACAGGAGUAAUGUUGUAGAGACUCUCAAAUAUCCAGAAAAUCCAGAUUGUUAGUCAGCACACACAGCUCUGUCCUCAUCCAGGCUUCCCUGGUCACACCUAUUCAGUCUGCAUUUGGACUUGACAAUGCACAUUUUCCCUGUGCCCUACUUGGAGAGAAAUAAAUGCUUUGAUAGUCACUGAUUUUUCUUGCAAAAUGAGUUGGACACCUGUAUGAAUAGACAAUAAGAUUACAAAAUAAAAUGUGAGUCUAAAAAUAGAUAUAUACAGAAGUCUGCUCACCAGUUUUAGAAGAGAGGCUUUCCCACUGACAGUCCAAGAAGGUCAGUGCCUUGUUGAGGGCAGCAAUUUGCAGAGGGAGAUUUCUUCCAAGCUUACUGUAAAUCCUGAAAUUAAAUUGCUAGAUCUCAAUUUCAAAUAUUUUUUCAAAGCAGUCAUUACCAAAUGUCCCAGCAGGCACAGCAGAGACUGAACUCUCAACACAACAGCUAAAAUAUCACCAUUUUGGUUUCAAGUUUUCCAAUAAACUGCCACAGCACGACCAGGAGUCUUAAGACUACUUAAGAACAUUCCCGGUUUAAAUUAUCCCCACUUUCGACCAAAAUUUAUAGCGUAUCAAAUCAUGAUGAUUUAGAAAAGCAUAGUGCCUGCUCCCAUUUCUUAUAUCUUUUUUUUCAUCUACUAAUGCCAUAUUUUAAGCAGAAUUUUACACUAGUGUACCACAUUAUGACCAUUGAGAAUACUGAAACUCUGGGUUAAAUAUUUCAAAGGUGACCAUUAUUUGCAGCUAGAGCCUUUCACCUUACUCUGAUGCUGUUGUGGUUGCAUGUGAACUGUAGAUAUGCUGGGUACAAAUUUGUAUAUCUGGAUUAUAUGUUUAUAAAGCUGUUAGUGGUAAUUCCACUUGUAAAAGACCUCAAAAAUUAUAAAUAUCAAUUUUUUAAAAAAACAA
Molecule: messenger RNA, 4287 nt
Organism: Passer domesticus (house sparrow)
Lineage: Eukaryota; Metazoa; Chordata; Aves; Passeriformes; Passeridae
Gene: MEOX1
Product: mesenchyme homeobox 1
Exons: 3
Coding region: 2365-3087 (240 amino acids)
Biological process (GO): somite development; positive regulation of transcription by RNA polymerase II
Cellular component (GO): nucleus
Molecular function (GO): RNA polymerase II cis-regulatory region sequence-specific DNA binding; DNA-binding transcription factor activity, RNA polymerase II-specific
Source: RefSeq, a predicted model, not a curated record